Messenger RNA from Tachyglossus aculeatus (Australian echidna), 2075 nucleotides. RefSeq names its product ST6 beta-galactoside alpha-2,6-sialyltransferase 2 (gene ST6GAL2). NCBI's taxonomy places the organism in Eukaryota, Metazoa, Chordata, Mammalia, Monotremata, Tachyglossidae. The transcript has 5 exons. The coding region runs from base 61 to 1620 and encodes 519 amino acids. The record is from RefSeq and is a predicted model, not a curated record. Gene Ontology annotation, molecular function: sialyltransferase activity.
UGCCCUGCUGUGUCCAACGCACCCCAAAACCACUGCCGAGGAGCCUCCCCUGGCCCUGCCAUGAAACCGAACCUGAAGCAGUGGAAACAGCUGAUGCUUUUUGGGAUAUUCGCCUGGGGGCUCCUGUUUUUGGCCAUCUUCAUCUACUUUGCCGACAGCAACCCCACCGCGUCUGUCCCCAGCGCCUUCUACGAGGAGCCCCGCAGGCUCCUGCCCGUGCAGGGGAAGCAGAGGGUCAUCAUGGGCGCCGGGCCAGAGCCGGCCUUUCCCGAGGGCGAGGCGCGAUGCGGGACGCUCCUCUGCGCCGACCUCCCCGACUCCCUCUGGCCCGAGCCGGAAGACGUCGGGGAAAUCGAAGAAGAGUUUUUCUCCCUUCAGGUUCAGAGAGGGCGGGGGUCCCCAGGGGCGCUCAGUCCCGCCACCGGAGACUCCUCGUUCACCGCCGACCGGCUUGGGCCUCGUGGCCGGGUCGGGCGCGGGGUGAGCCUGGGUUCUGCCGGGGAGCAGGGCCCUGGGGAGGGCCUCUUCCGCGUCCCCCGGAAGAGGACAAAGAAGAGACGCUCGAAGCGUGGGAGGAGCCGGCCGCCGGAGGAAACGGACGAGUGGGAAAGGCUGUACAGCAGCGCCAUGUCACGCUCCUUCCUUUACCGGCUCUGGAAGGGCAACGUAUCGUCGAGGAUGCUGAACCCCCGCCUGCAGAAAGCCAUGAAGGACUACGUGAGCAUCAACAAGCACGGCGUGCGCUUCCAGGGCCCGAGGAACGCCAGGCUGACCGGAGAGCAGCUGCUGUGCCAGCUCAAGGACCGCGUGCGCGUCAGGACGUUGGAUGGGAAGGAGGCCCCCUUCUCGGCCCUCGGGUGGGACAAGCACGUCCCACGGACUCCCCUGGGCAAGCUGUAUCCCCGCGGAUUCGGGAGCUGUGCCGUGGUCAUGUCUGCGGGGGCCAUCCUCAAUUCGUCCUUAGGCGCGGAGAUAGAUGCUCAUGAUGCAGUUUUACGAUUUAACUCUGCUCCUACACACGGUUAUGAAAAAGAUGUUGGGAAUAAAACGUCCCUGCGCAUCAUUAACUCUCAGAUCCUGACCAAUCCAAGUCACCAUUUCAUUGACAAUUCCUUAUAUAAAGAUGUCAUUUUAAUCGCCUGGGACCCUGCUCCUUAUUCUGCCAAUCUAAAUGUGUGGUACAAGAAGCCAGACUACAACCUGUUCACUCCCUAUGUGCAGCAUCGAAGGAGACACCCAAGUCAGCCAUUCUACAUCCUUCACCCCAAGUUUAUCUGGCAGCUGUGGGACAUCAUCCAGGAGAAUACAAGGGAGAAGAUUCAGCCCAAUCCCCCAUCCUCCGGCUUCAUUGGAAUACUCAUCAUGAUGUCCAUGUGCAGAGAGGUGCAUGUGUACGAGUACAUCCCGUCGGUCCGCCAGACGGAUCUCUGUCACUACCACGAACUCUACUAUGACGCAGCCUGCACCUUGGGCGCUUACCAUCCCCUGCUGUACGAGAAGCUGCUGGUCCAGAGGAUGAACAGGGGCGAGAGGGAUGACCUGUACCACAAAGGGAAAGUGAUUCUUCCCGGCUUCCGGGCCUUGCACUGUCCCACCCCCGACCAUCUCCUCAACUCAUAGAGGUGGCGUUUUUUCAGAAACUAUGUGCAAUAAGGUACUACUGAGGUACUCUGAACCACAAAGGAAUACUUGAAGUUGUAGUGUAGACCAACCUAGUCUUGAGUCUUUAAACUGUAAUUUAGUCGCAGGCAUGAGAAUUCUGACUUUAUUCUUAAGCCAUGGAGUAUUACUGCUUUGCAAAUAGGAAGGAGGGGGAAAAAAAUGCUUAACUUCAGAAAGGUGCAAAAAAGCCUAACUAGACAGAAAAAUACUGUCAUCUUGUGGAAGGAACACAUCAGAAAAUGAUCGUGCUUUCUUCCGCCACACGUGCCAAGUUGCCAACUUAAGUUCAGUUGCAAUCUUUAAUAGGUAGACCCAAUAUUAUGAGUUAUAUGCAGUACUCCAUUUGAAAAAGAAGGCCUUUUCAAAGUUGUUACAGGGUCUUGCACACCGGUGUAUCGAUGGGGUCACAGACA